CGUUGUUCGGGGUUUUCUCUGUGAGCUUCUAUUUGGUGGAUUUUGGUUGUUAAUAAAAUUUACAAUUUGUAUUUUUGGAUUUAAUUUUUAAUAUAAAGAAAUCUUAAUACAAUUGUAAAGUUUUCAAAAUUUGAAGAAUUAAGUGCAGUCAAAAAAUAAUUUUAACAUUAAAAGUAAUAAAAAACGUGCUGAGUACUUUCGAUUAAAUAUAACCAAAAUCACAUCACGUCAUAAGACUUGAUUUAAUUAGUUCUGAAUUUUUUGCUUUAAUAAAUUACAAAGUACAUAGGACGUACACAUUGUUUUAAAACAAGAAGAUAAAAAUCAAAUUUUAAAAAAUUUUUUGAAUAUAUGGACGACGAAGUUAUUUCAGUUGACAGCGAAGACAGCAGAAUGGAUAUUGAAGGUAUCAUACCAAGGGAUAACAUCACAAAGCAAAAUAGUUUGAAGAGGAAAUCAAGUAUAGAUUCAUUACAAACACCACUGUCGUCGUCACCUUGGGGACAGCAGAAAGACCAUAAACUUGCUCGUUUGAAAAUAGAUUCUAACUCAAGUCUUGCUGAAGAAAAGAAAAAUCAAGGAAAUGACCAAUAUAAAGCUCAAAAUUAUCAAACUGCAUUGAGAUUAUAUUCGGAAGCUAUAAGAUUAUGCCCGGACACAGCCGCUUAUUAUGGCAAUCGUUCAGCUUGUCAUAUUAUGUUAAAUGAUUAUAAAGCAGCAUUAUCUGAUGCAAGAAAUUCAAUAUCACUUGAUGAUAAAUUUGAAAAGGGUUAUAUAAGAACAGCAAAAUGUUGUUUAGCAUUAGGUGAUUAUAUUGGUACUGAACAAGCUAUUAAAAAAUUUUCAGAAAUCUAUGAAAAUAACAAUUCAUUGAAAACAGAAGAAGUUAAUUGCGGUCAUUUAAGAAAUUUUGAAGAGAAAAUUUCACAAAAUUAUGCAAAGAAAAAUUUUCGUACUGCUUUAUUCUUUUUAGAUUCAGCUUUGAAAAUAUCACCAGCAUGUAUUAAAUAUAAGAUAUCAAAAGCUGAAUGUUUAACAUAUUUGGGACGUUUAGAUGAAGCAGCUGAUAUUGCUGUAACAGCAAUGAAAUGUGAUUCAACAUCAGCUGAUGCUAUUUAUGUACGUGGUUUAAUAUUGUAUUAUCAAGAUAAUUUUGAUAAAGCAAUAUCACAUUUUGAACGAACAUUACAAUUGGAUCCAGAUCAUAAAAAUGCAAAGGAAAUGCGUACAAAAUUAAAAAAAUUAAAAGAUAAAAAAGAAUUGGGUAAAAAUGCAUUUAAAGCUGGUAAAUUUCGUGAAGCAUUACAAUUAUAUACAGAGGCAUUGGAAAUUGAUCCAUCAAAUAAUAAUAUGAAUUGUAAAUUAUAUUAUAAUAGAGCAUUAGUUAAUUCUAAAAUAAAUAAUUUACGUGAUUCAAUUGUUGAUUGUACUCAAGUAUUAGAUAUUGAUUCACAAUAUUUAAAAGCUAUACUCUUACGUGCCAGAUGUUAUAGUGAAUUGGAAAAAUAUGAAGAAUGUGUUAAAGAUUAUGAGGCUGCUUUAAAAAUACAAAAAACACAAGAAAUUAAAAAUUUAUUAAAAAAUGCUAAAUUUGCAUUAAAAAAAUCAAAACAAAAGGAUUAUUAUAAAAUAUUGGGUGUUAGUAAGAAUGCAUCAGAUGAUGAAAUUAAAAAAGCAUAUAGAAAAAAAGCACUUAUACAUCAUCCAGAUCGUCAUGCUAAUUCAUCAGAAAUGGAUAAAAAAGAUCAAGAAAUUAAAUUUAAAGAGCUUGGCGAAGCAUAUUCUGUUUUAUCAGAUCCAAAAAAGAAAAUGCGAUAUGAUAGUGGACAAGAUAUGGAAGAAGAAACAACAGGUUUUGAUCCAAAUCAAAUGUUUCAAACAUUCUUCUUUACUAAUGGUGGUCCAGAAACUUAUAAUUUUCACUUCAAAUAAAUUCAACAUUUACGUCAUAUAAUUGAUAAAACGAAAAUAAAUAUGAAUUUUAUAUUAUGUAUACAUAUAUAUAUGUGAAUAAGUGUAUAUAAUUAUAUACAUAAAUAUUUAUAUAUAAUGUGUAAAAUUAGUGUUAAAUUAUUUGGUUCAAUUUUAUAGAAUCUUUAAAACAAUUUAAAAAUAAACAUUAAAUUAAAAUUAAAGGAAAAUUAAAAUUAAAGGAAAAUUAAAAUGAAAAAAAAAAAACUAUUAGAUUUUAGUGAGGAUUAAUAAAAAAUUCAGUGAUAAGAAGGGGUUUUUUUUUAAUGAUAAGCUUUUUCAAAAAUAAAAUAAAUAAAUACAAGAGCAAUAGUUAUAGAUUUGAUUAUAUUAAAGUGAAAAUCCUAAGUCAAUGGAUUCAAAUUUUUAAUAAUUUUGCUUUUCUUUUAAAAGGAUCAUUGUAUGAUAAAAACAAAAGAUUUAUGAUUAAAAAAAAAUUGGUCUCAAAGAAAGUAAUAUAAUAUUGAGUUUAAGUUAAAACAAAAAACACAAAAUAUUUUUUUUUAUUUAAACACAAAAUUAAUUUAAAAUUACUAUUUUAAAAUUAAAAUUAGUAAAUUUUCUGAAUAUUAAAGUAAAUUAUGCAAUAUAUCAAGUUUAAAAUCACUUUCCAUUUUUUGUUAAAUUCUAUAUUAUUUCAUCAAUUAAAAAUCUUUUUAGCUAAAUUUAACAAUAUAAGAAACCAGGAACUUUUAAUAUUUUGCAAAAAUUGGUUUUGUUCCAUAAACUGAAACUAAAUCACACAAAAAUCUAAUCGUAUUGUUUGUAGAUCAUAAAAAAAACUGUUAACUUUACUGAAAAGUUAUUAGAACUAUAAAAAUUAUUAAUUAAAAUUAAAUAUUUAAUGUCAAAGUAGAAAGAAAAGCUAAAUAAAUAAUUAUUAUACAUGAAUUUAAUUUUACAAAAAUUCUUGAACAUUUAUUAUAAAAUUAAAAAGUUAAAUUUCAAAUUUUGUACUUCAAUUGAUCUUGUUUUAAAACUUUAACUAAACAUUAUUUUAUUUUACUCAUAUUCAUAAUUGAUUCAAAAUACUUGUCACUUUUCUUUUUGAAAGUGAUUUCAAGAUAUUUUUGAAAAUAUUAACUUUCAAUACAACUCAAUAACAGAGUUAUUUUAAAACUUUCUAAACUAAAAAUUGUACAAGAAGUGAGUAAAACUUAAAAUGAGUAUUUAUGAAGAUGCAUAUUCUUUCAGUCACUGAGGUCGUAGGUUAUGAUUAUGUUUGAAUUAGAAAAGUAUUACUUCCUUUCAUGAUUUCGUGACUAACGCCUUGUGGAUGUUACCCUUUUUUUUGCGCUCGUAUUAAUAAAAAAUUUUAUUUUAUGUAUUUUUCAAUCAGUUUUAAUAAAAAACAGAUCAAUUUUGUAUGUAGCAUUUCUGUGAAGUUGUAACAUCCGAUUUUAUUUUUAUUCAAAAUUUUUUCUAUUAAUGUCAAGUGAUUUAGCUUUAAAGCAAUUACCGCAAUGAAGUGAUAUAAUUUAAAUUGUUUUUUAAUUUAAUGAUUGAAGGGAGCUUUUAGAUACUAUGCGUAAACACUCAUAUUCAUUUUAAAUGUAUGUAUUUAAAAAAUAUUUACACAUAAAAAUUGGGUUUUCAAAACAGUGACCUCUUCUGUUUUAUUCAUUUCAUUCAAAAGUGUUUAAGUAUAUAAUUUUUUGUUCGUUAAACUUGUUGUAAAAAACUAUUAUAAAAAUAAUUUUUUAUAUUAAUAUUGUAAAACAAAAGAAAAUUACAACUUUUUUUAAUUAAAAAUAUAAAAAAUACCUACCUAUUGAUCACUGAUUGCUACAGAUUUUGAUAAUUAAAUUAGUUGCAUAAUUUUCUAAGUUUUAUAAUUUUUUAAUUUGAUAAAGUAAUAUUCUUACUAUACAAUUUAAUUUUUAUAAACCUACAUAAAAAUUACAUAUACUUACUAAAGAAAUAAAAGAUAGUCAAAAUUAGUAUGUUAAACACAAUAAAUGAAUAUGUAUAAGAUAUUUAUAAAAAAUAAUUUUUUGAAUUAAAAAUAAAAGAAAUAAUUAAUAACAUAUUAAUUUGAAUGAAAUUACAUGAAAUUCUAGAAUAGCUAAAUUCAAAUUGAUUUGAAACGCUAUUGAAUAAUUGCAGGGUUUUUAUUUAUAAUUAAAUUUCUUAAUUACAUUCCCAAUAAAUAAAAAAAAAUUAAAGUAUGUUUUUAAAAAUAAAAUAAUACAAUUGAAUUUUUUAAAAAUUAAUUUUAAUUUUUAAUUAUUUAACAAUUAAUUGAUAUAAGUAUCCACAUUCUGUUAGUUGCAACACUUGACAUAAGGGGUUGUUAUUCUAAAAAUUUUAUAAUUUUCUAAAUAAAAUCAAUUUCGAAACUUGAAAUUCAAUAAUGAAAAACAACAAAUUUUUUAACAAUAUCCCAUUACCUCAAGUGAUACGACUAACAGAAUAUGGAUAAUAAUUUACUUGAGAAAGAAGAAUUUCAUUUUACUAUCUUAUAUCCACAUUUUCUUUUUUUUUAACUCUGCAGAAUAUUUCGUAAAAUAUAUGUAAUUAUGUAAAUAUCUAGAACAAUAAUGUAAUGGAAAUAAUUUUUAUUAUUUAAAUACAAUUAUUUAAUCCCUUUUAAUUAAUAAUUUCUAUUGAGAAUAUUGAAAUAUAUUAUUGAGAAUUUUCAGCGCUUUCGGUUAUUUUUGUUUUUUUUUUUUUAUAUAGCAGCUGUGGGAUAAAAAACUUUAAAACCAAAAUACGAUAUGAAAUAGAAAUUCAAAUUAAAUUAAACUUAAAAUUUAAUAUUCUUAACAAGAUUUAAAAUAAAAAAAAAACUGAUUAAAGAAAUAUUUACAUUAUAAAUUUCAAAAAUAAAUAAAAAUAUGUAAUAUGUAACUAUGUAUUAAAUGGAAGUAAACUACAAUAAAUAAAUAUUAAAAAAUAA
This is a messenger RNA of Condylostylus longicornis, 4870 nucleotides long. It is a transcript of the gene Tpr2, whose product is annotated as dnaJ homolog subfamily C member 7. The coding region runs from base 352 to 1932 and encodes 526 amino acids. The transcript is spliced from 4 exons. The record is from RefSeq and is a predicted model, not a curated record. Lineage: Eukaryota; Metazoa; Arthropoda; Insecta; Diptera; Dolichopodidae. Gene Ontology annotation, molecular function: protein binding.